CUUUCUCUGCCUAGACGCUGGUCACGGCUAUGAGUUCCCAGAAAGGCAACGUGGCUCGUUCCAGACCUCAGAAGUACCAGAAUACUUUUUCCUUCAAAAAUGACAAGUUUGAUAAGAGUGUUCAGACCAAGAAAAUUAACGCAAAACUUCAUGAUGGAGUAUGUCAGCGGUGCAAAGAAGUUCUUGAAUGGCAUGUAAAAUACAGCAAAUACAAACCAUUGUCAAAACCUAAAAAAUGUGUUAAAUGUUUACAAAAGACAGUGAAGGAUUCUUACCACAUAAUGUGUAGACCAUGUGCCUGUGAACUUGACAUUUGUGCAAAAGGUGGAAAGAAAGAAGACAUUGUUAUUCCGUUUGAUAAAGAACAAGAAAUAGAAAAUAAUGACAACAAUCCAAGUUCCAGUCGUAGAAGCCACAAAAGACCUGAUGAUGAUGAUGGUUUGGAGUUUGAUAUUGAUGACGACAGUCAAGGAACAGAUUGAUUCACUAGUAAAAGUUAUGCUGAGAAUGUGAAUUGCUAACCAACAUGUAUUUUUGAGUGGUUCACCAAAAAUACUGUGAAAUCCUAGUGAAGAGACUAGUGAAAAUUGAUACCUCUCCAAUAUAAAUUUUGUAUAACUUGAAUGAUUAUUAAACUUUUAUCCAGUUUUCCAUGA
Jaculus jaculus (lesser Egyptian jerboa) is the source of this 656-nucleotide messenger RNA. RefSeq lists its product as uncharacterized. The transcript has a single exon. Lineage: Eukaryota; Metazoa; Chordata; Mammalia; Rodentia; Dipodidae. The record is from RefSeq and is a predicted model, not a curated record. Bases 30 to 482 code for a protein of 150 amino acids.